AUGCCUAAGGCUGAGGUCGGUACGACUAAAUACCUCAAUAACAGGCUGAAAUCUAAAGGUUUGCAAAGAUUACGAUGGUAUUGUCAAGUGUGCGAGCGCCAGAUGCGCGAUGAGAAUGGCUUUAAAAUGCACACCCAAUCCGAGUCGCACGUACGUCAAAUGCUGCUGGUCGGCGAGAACCCCAAGAAGUUUAUCAAUGAUUACAGCAACCAGUUCCAACGCGAUUUUCUUCAGCUCCUACGUACUUCACAUGGCGAGAAGAGUGUACACAUGAAUCAUUUCUACCAGGAAUAUAUCCAAAAUAAAGAGCAUGUCCACAUGAAUGCAACUAGAUGGGCUUCAUUAACUGAGUACGCAAAGCAUCUCGGCCGAGAGGGUAUUUGUCGGGUUGAAGAUAAUGAGAAAGGGCUGUAUAUCGCGUGGAUUGAUGAUUCACCAGAAAAUUUAAGGCGGCAGGACGCGAUUCGCAAGAAAGAGAGGCAAGAUAAGGGCGAUGAGGAACGAGAAAAGAUGUUAAUACAGGAACAGGUCCUGCGGGCCCAGAUUGAUGCCGAUAGGCGGGCAGGCUCAGGACCGAAUGAAACAGAGAAUGAGCUACAAAGGGAAGAAGGGACAAAGAUUAAGCUUAGUUUUGGCGGAAAGCCUCCCAUCUUACUAGCUGGGCAGGCUAAAUCAAAUGACGGAUCUGUACAUGAGGCCGAAAUUAGUUCUGAGAACCCGAAAAGGAGACUGGUGGGCUCGGCAGCUAUCAAUCAGGAACUCAAAGAUACAUUGGUCGAAACAACCCAAAAGAGCAAACUUCCGUCAGUGAAUGUCAUGUCCAAACCUGGAAGCUCCAGCAAAUCUAAGAACGUAUUUGCAGCUGCUAAGAAGAAUGUACGUAGUGAGAAAUCGCCAAUAAUCACAAGACCGCCACAGAAAAUGAGUGAAGCAGAACGUAUUAUGCGAGAAGAGAUAGAGCGAAAGAAUAGGCAGGGCCCUGCCUGUCUUAGUGGUUCCUUACAAAAAAAGCGCAAAUUAUAG
Messenger RNA from Blumeria graminis f. sp. triticale, 1023 nucleotides. The record is from the annotation of a GenBank genome assembly. NCBI's taxonomy places the organism in Eukaryota, Fungi, Ascomycota, Leotiomycetes, Helotiales, Erysiphaceae.